Molecule: messenger RNA, 1267 nt
Organism: Dissoconium aciculare CBS 342.82
Lineage: Eukaryota; Fungi; Ascomycota; Dothideomycetes; Mycosphaerellales; Dissoconiaceae
Product: phospho-2-dehydro-3-deoxyheptonate aldolase-like protein
Exons: 3
Coding region: 36-1136 (366 amino acids)
Biological process (GO): aromatic amino acid biosynthetic process
Cellular component (GO): cytoplasm
Molecular function (GO): 3-deoxy-7-phosphoheptulonate synthase activity
Source: RefSeq, a predicted model, not a curated record
GCACUUUUUCCCAUCGAACUCUCAGAUCCUCAAUCAUGACGAAUGACGUACAGGAGCAGUCUACUGACGUUCGCGUCCGAGGCUAUGAUCCAUUGAUCGCUCCCGACUUGCUCUCAUCGGAGGUGCCACCGACUGAUGUCUCCAUCAAGACCGUCCUCAAAGGUCGCGCCGAAGCCGCCGACAUUAUCCACAAGCGCGAUGACCGUCUUCUCGUCAUGGUCGGACCUUGCUCGCUCCACGAUCCAGACACUGCUCUUGAGUACUGUUCACGUCUCGUCCAAGUUGCUUCGAAGCUCGAGAAAGAUCUCUGUAUCAUCAUGCGUGCAUACUUGGAAAAGCCGCGUACUACAGUUGGCUGGAAAGGUCUGAUCAAUGACCCGGAUAUCGAUGAGAGCUUCCAGAUCAACAAGGGUCUGCGCGUCAGCCGCAAGCUGUACGUCGAUCUCACGAGCCAGGGCAUGCCAAUUGCUAGCGAGAUGCUGGACACCAUCUCACCACAGUUCCUGGCUGAUCUGAUCUCGCUCGGCGCGAUCGGUGCCCGCACAACCGAAUCGCAAUUGCACCGCGAGCUAGCAUCAGGCUUGUCAUUCCCUAUGGGCUUCAAGAACGGCACGGACGGCUCUCUUGGUGUUGCUGUUGAUGCCAUUGGCGCUGCGGCAUCGCAGCAUCAUUUCAUGGGUGUCACCAAGCAAGGUCUUGCCGCCAUUACCAGGACAGCUGGUAAUCCUGACUGCUUCGUCAUUUUGCGUGGCGGCACUUCCGGCACCAACUACGACCACGACAGCAUUGUGAAGUCGCGAACUGCACUGCAAAAGAAGGGCUUGGCCGAGGUCAUGAUGGUUGACUGCUCACACGGUAACUCUCAAAAGAACCACAAGAACCAGCCUAUCGUUGCGAAGUCCGUGUCCGAACAGCUCCGCGCGGGAGAGGACGGCAUUGUUGGUGUGAUGAUCGAGUCGAACCUGUUCGAGGGUAACCAGAAGGUUCCCGAGGGCGGUAUCGCAGCUGCGAAACGCGGAGUUUCCAUCACCGACGCCUGUAUUGGCUGGGAGACCACUGUGGAGGUUUUGGAGGACCUCGCUGAUGGCGUUCGCGCCAGGCGAGCUGCAAAGAGCGCGGCCAACGGUCCACAGUGAUUUGCGAGGCAGAAAACUUUGAUGAUUUAUUUGGGCGUAUUGGGGACAACAUCUGGGCAGUGGGGCGGGUCAUGAUAUCUGCAAUACUUCAAAAGUCAUUUUGUUUGAGAAUGAUGUAUGUUCAGAAGGGG